This is a messenger RNA of Elaeis guineensis (African oil palm), 2049 nucleotides long. The record is from RefSeq and is a predicted model, not a curated record. NCBI's taxonomy places the organism in Eukaryota, Viridiplantae, Streptophyta, Magnoliopsida, Arecales, Arecaceae.
ACCCAAACGACACCCCUCAACACACACAUACUCACACACAUAACGACGACGGCAAUGGAGACCGGCGGGUUCGCGACGUGCACCGCUCCGUCGAGAUCGGAUCUCGCCUCUCUGGCCUCUUCGCGGCAUCUGGGCCCUUCUUUUCCCGGGCCCAGGAGGAGAUCCCGGCCGGCGUUGGCUCUCCGGCUGGGCGCUGCCGUGGGGUCCAUGAGGGCCACCAAGGCCGGCGGCAAGGCGGAACUCGGAGAGAACAAUGCCCCCGUGGAUACGGGAAACUUGACCUCCUCUCUGGGGCUUCAGCCUAGCAACUACAUGUUUGGGGUUUCUUCAAAUGCUCCAAGGAAAACGAAGAUAGUUUGCACAAUUGGUCCUUCCACAAAUACGCGUGAAAUGAUAUGGAAACUAGCAGAAGCAGGAAUGAAUGUAGCACGGCUAAAUAUGUCCCAUGGAGACCAUGCAUCGCACCAGAAAAUUAUUGACUUGGUCAGGGAAUAUAAUGCUCAGUCAAAUGACAAUGUUAUUGCCAUAAUGUUGGACACUAAGGGCCCUGAGGUAAGGAGUGGGGAUGUUCCCCAGCCUAUAGUACUCAGGGAGGGCCAGGAAUUCAACUUCAGUAUCAAAAGAGGAGUCAGUUCCAAUGACACUGUUAGUGUAAAUUAUGAUGAUUUUGUGAAUGAUGUGGAAGUUGGUGAUAUUCUCUUGGUUGAUGGAGGGAUGAUGUCACUAGUGGUGAAGUCAAAACCAACGGAUAUGGUCAAAUGCGAAGUCCUUGAUGGUGGAGAGCUGAAAUCAAGGCGGCACUUAAAUGUGCGUGGCAAAAGUGCAACCCUACCAUCUAUAACAGAGAAAGACUGGGAAGAUAUUAAAUUCGGGGUGGAGAACAAAGUUGAUUUCUAUGCUGUUUCAUUUGUAAAAGAUGCUAAAGUGGUUCAUGAAUUGAAAGAUUAUCUCCAAAGUUGCAAUGCAGAUAUACAUGUGAUUGUCAAAAUUGAAAGUGCAGAUGCAGUACCAAAUCUUCAGUCCAUUAUAUCUGCAUCUGAUGGGGCUAUGGUGGCUCGUGGAGACCUUGGAGCUGAGCUUCCAGUUGAAGAAGUUCCUUUGCUUCAGGAGGAGAUCAUUAGAAGAUGCCGUAGCAUGGAGAAGCCAGUAAUCGUAGCAACAAAUAUGCUGGAAAGCAUGAUUGGUCAUCCAACUCCAACAAGGGCAGAAGUUUCUGACAUAGCAAUUGCAGUCCAAGAAGGUGCAGAUGGCAUCAUGUUAUCUGGUGAAACUGCUCAUGGGAAGUUUCCACUGAAAGCUGUUAAGGUGAUGCACACUGUGGCAUUGAGGACUGAAUCAACUCUAUCUAGCAGCAUUAGUCAUUCGGCUCUUUCUACUGCUAUCCAGGCUAUUUAUGGUGAGGACUGCUCUCAGAGUCAGAUGAGUGCAAUGUUUGCAUCCCAUGCAACUGCGAUGUCAAACAACCUUGGGACACCUAUCAUCGUCUUCACCAGAACUGGUUCCAUGGCAGUUCGUCUAAGCCACUACCGGCCUUCUUCUACUAUUUUUGCAUUUACAAAUAAAGAAAGGCUUAAACAGAGGCUGGCCCUUUAUCAUGGGGUGCUUCCAAUAUAUAUGCAAUUCUCAGAUGAUGCAGAAGAGACAUUUUCUAGAGCUAUAUCAUAUUUGCUGAAAGGGAAUUUUCUGAAGGAGGGAGAAUAUGUCACUCUGGUUCAGAGUGGAACACGAUCAAUCUGGCGACAAGAAUCUACACAUCAAAUUCAAGUCCGUGAGGUCCAAUGCUGAUAUGUUUAACCGGAGUAGGCAAUUCUUCGGCUUAAUAAGUACUGUUUGAAUGUAUAUAUACCUGCUCGAUGUACUCAUUAACAGCCAUUGCUGAAGUUGCUUAUCAUCCCAGAGUGUUGCAUAAGGCAUCGGUUACCACGGAAAGAGCCUUCUUUGUUUAUUUAAACUAGUUUUUGUAAUAUUUGUUUUUCAAAUGAAGAUUUUCUUUUGCUAAGCAUGCUAUUCUUUCCUUUUCUUUAAAGAAGAACAAAACUGUACCAUCAA